Molecule: messenger RNA, 2778 nt
Organism: Gadus macrocephalus (Pacific cod)
Lineage: Eukaryota; Metazoa; Chordata; Actinopteri; Gadiformes; Gadidae
Product: phosphoinositide-interacting protein-like
Exons: 1
Coding region: 387-722 (111 amino acids)
Source: RefSeq, a predicted model, not a curated record
UGGUAAUGUUUAAAGUAAUACAUAUUGUGUUCUGUAUUGGCUUCCUGAAAGAGAGCAUGUAUGGCUGUGAAGGAGGCACUGGUGUAGAGUGGAUUACGGUGAUGACAGGGUGUCAAGGAGAUGGAGUGGGUGGCUCACUCAUCCAUAACCUCUGUUAUUCAGGGGUGUGGAAUUACAGGUGGCAAUUGCAUCCCCCUGUUGUGGCCCAGAGAUCAUUUCCUUCUCACACUGGUGUGCUUACCUGAGGUCACUUAUUACUCGGACACCCGGGGAGAAGGAGCUGAUAUGAAAAGAUGACGAAGGCCAACUGAGAAUAUAUUUAUAUCCUACUGAAGAUUCACAAGGCUACUGGAGUUCCCUCAGUUAUUUUAAAGAUAUUCCCCGUGAUGGAUGCAAGACUUUUGGACGAAUCGGAAGAACGGCCGCGACGGUCCUGCUGCCUUCCUUCAGGGAACGCCUCGGAACCUUCCGACUGGGCCCACUUCCACAAGCCCAUCAUCACCAUGGUGAUGGGCGCCCUGAUGUCGGCCGCGGGGGCCGCUCUGCUGCUGUUGCGCGCCCUGGGUGUGAGCGAGGCCCCCCACGCCAUGGUCCCCGCCUGCCUGUCGGCGGGGCCCGUGUUCGUGGUGCUGGGCCUGGUGUGGAUCCCCAUUCUGAGGCAGAAGCAGAGACGUCGCGCCUCCUGUUACGAGGGGGGCACCCUGUACGGCACCGAGCGGUGAGGGGGCGGACGGUUGGAUGGGCGAUGCUGUGAAACCUGAGCACCCCCCCCCCCCCCCCUCCCCAGCAGCCCGACACGACAAAGUGUCCUUUUUCUUUUUUUCUUUUUCUAAACAUGUGGUAGCCUACAAUCGCACCAAUUGGUUGACGGGUGAUAAGAACUUAUGGUCAUUGGACUUUGUACCCUGGGGCUGAAAAAACGUUUAUUUAUCCCCGUCUAUGAGUCAGAGAGCCACACGCACUUUGCCACGCUCUCGAACACACCACCCUCACAUUUCGUCGGGUUCUGGGAUUCCUCCUCGGGAGUGGACGGAACACACCGUCGCCAUGUCGACGGAGGUGCGGAUGGAGCCCGUGACGGAGAUCCAGUACGGUGGCGUGGGCCGCUGCAAGUGCUCCUUCUGGUUCGCCGUGGCGCACGACGUCCUGGGCCUGGUCAUCAUGAUGAUGGGGGUGUUCGGCGGCUUCGCCAUCCACGACCUGCUCAUCUACGCCGGCUCCAUCAUCCUCUUCUUCAGCCUCAUCUGGUGGGUGUUCUGGUACAGCGGCAACAUCGACGUGCCCCCCGGGGAGCUGGAGGACGACGUGGGCAUGGUGAAGAUGAAGAAAGGCGGGCUGACCGGCGUCGUCAGGAGCAUGUCCAGCCGCGUCUCCAGUGGCCUCCGCAGCUCCUUCCGGAGGACGAGCGGACGCUUCCGGAGGGACGCCCCGGCGGCGGGCGACGAGCCUCAGCACAGGGAGAGCAGGCCCUCCACCGGCAGCCAGAUGAGGAACGUGGAGGUGGCGCUGUCCACCAUCUCUGAGGUCACCGAGUCCACGGCCUCGUGAGGGCGACGCCGUCCCAUGUGACCUGGCUGUGGCGGGGGGGGGCUGUGUCUUCAGGUCUCCAGGGAGGGAAACGGCUUCCAUCGUUUCAGUGCUGGAGACGGCAGGCCGCCACGGGUCGCCUUAUGGGAAACAUUGACAUGACGUGGCUCUCCAGACCGCCGCUGAAGUAACUGAAACCACCGUCGAGGGGGGCGGAUGUCAGCGAUAUGAUAUGAUCUCACUCCGGUAAACAUCUGCCCUCAGAUCUGUGUUCAUCUGGAAAAUGUGUGUCACUAUUCGACGGGUUCCUUCUGGAACCGGGAGAUACUGGUGUGCAGAGCAGUUACUGUAAUGAUUAAACAGUAUCGUGGACAUGGGGACGCUUGGUAAGAUGCACAUGGUCUUAUCUCUGAGAUAAGAACAUUAACUUUGGACACACACGGUGAGUUAAUUUGAGGAAGGUACGGUAACUAAAGCACUCCAAACAAUAUUUCUCUUUCAAAUCGUGUCUUAUUUGUGUGGUAGCUUUUGAACCGUCUGUUCAGUUUGAUAAUGGUAAUUUUUAAGUGAGGACUUUGAUUAAGAGAUAAAAUUGAUAACCAAUAGUCCACUGUCUUAAUGGGUCUGGUCUGUUGGUUAUAAAUACAUAAAAGGCUGAUCGGUCAUAUGGUCUAUCAGUGAUCAAUCUUUAUCCUUGCAUUUUUCUAGUCAUUCAUUUAUAGACUAUUUUAUACCUGUGACUUCCAUAUGUUUGGUAAAUACCCAGGAUUUAUGCAACCAUAUAUCCAGGGUUUAUGUAACCAUUACCUGUCCCAAGUCUAUUUAUUGUUAUUUUGUCAAUGUUGUCUACCUUCACAUUACUUAAUUGACCAAUACAUUGUACGGUUUAUGUUUUCAAUUAAAAAUGAGAUUAAUGAACUGAUAUUGUACAUUUGUUGUUAUGCAUCUGUCCGAUUUGCGACAACUAUUAUAUUAUUACUGUUUUUAAGACUUUUCCGUUCAUGUUGUAAAAUAAAAAGCUAGCGUUGUACAUAAAGGUUGCAGCUUACUUCCCGUGCAGUCACACCCUUUACCCACUGGCCUUAACGUGGGAGGGGCCCUCACAAUGUUAUCAGUCAGAAGCUAUUAAUCAUUAUGUGAACUGCAGGUAUGCAAUCUCACUCAAUCUCUUUGUGUUUCAUGCAUCCGAAAAUCUAGUAAAUUGAAUGAUUCCAAACUCCUCUCUAAAUAAAUUGAACUUGGUCAUUUGUA